AUGUCGAUCCCUGCCAACUUCCCCGCCAAGUCGUUCCAAGAGGUAAACCAGAUCUUGACGUCCCCCGGGAUGCCCUGGGAGAUGUCCACGGUCGAGAUCAAGGGCGUGCCGACGAGGAUCUACAAGCAUGCGCCUCCGACGAUGCGGAGCUUGUGGACGAUUUGCAAGGUCAGCAUUGAAGGAUAACAACGCUCCCAGAUCGGGUGCUUAAAGGCCCCACCUUCUCUAGGCCCACGGGAAGAAGGACUACAUUAUCUACGAGAGUAAGUCGCCCCAGGACUGCACUUCCACGCCGGCCGACUUCCCCACAAUCGACCGCCGGAGUCCGGGGUACUCGGCCGAGUGGGUCGGCAGUUGAGCAAUCUUGGCAUUUUGAUUCGCGAAGGACGAUCAUCGAUCUGAUGCGGCUGACCCAAUCUGAUGAAGUGAUGCUCAGAUGAAAGGUACACGUACGAAGAUGCCCACAAGCUCGUCGAGCACUACGCUUCGUAUUUGUACCAUCAGCUGGGGUGCAGAAAGGGUGAUCGCAUCGCCAUUUGUGCUCGCAAUCUGCCAGACUGGGUCUGGGUGUGGUGGGUGAGUAGACGAUCCCACUGCCUCCUGUAGACUCAGAAAAAUCUCCAGCGGAUUCGAUAAGCCCAUUGGCUGACUCGAAUGUGUCGAAAUAGGCAACUCAAUGGAUCGGUGCCGUAACGGUCGCCGUCAACGCCUGGCUGCCCGCCGAUUCGUUGCACCACUGUCUGACAUUCACGACCCCUCGCGUCGUAUUCGUCGAUUCUGAACGAUCACCUCUCAUUGCGCCCAUGACCAAGAGUUUAGAGGAAGUCGGUGGGACUCGCUUCGUGCUCUCGUUCAGGGAUCCCAAAGCUUCUUCGUUCGGGUUUCUCAAUUUCUCGGAUGAGAUCAAGGCUCACAAAACGUUGGCGGUGCCCGAGGUCAAGACCGAGGCAGACGAGUUGGCGACAAUUUAUUUCACGUCGGGUGGGUGCUGUAGAGCUGACCUCUCUGUCCACCGUUGCAAUCAGCCCUUGUCGCUGACUCUUCCAACUCGGGCUCUCCUAUUCUAUUUCACCCAGGUACGACCGGCCUACCCAAAGGCGUGAUGACGACUUCGCGCCAGUACAUCCACAACGCCAUCAACUCGAUGUAUGGUGGUGCGCGCAUGCUCCUCCGUCGAGGCGAGUCGUUGCCGACGCCGAGUCCGGACGAUGUGCAAAAAUCGACCUUGUUGGCCGUGCCUCUGUUCCAUGCGAUGGGGAACCAUAGUGUGAUUGGUUUAGGUACCGCAAUCGGAGCCAAGGUAAGUCACCGCAUAUUCUUCGUUCAGUCCCACUUGGUUGCUAAUGAACGGAUUCUUUACAGAUCGUCUUGAUUCGCAAAUGGGACGCCGAAGAAGCUGCUUCGCUGAUCCUUAAAGAGCAACUCUCCUCCGUCAGCGGGAUCCCCUUCAUGGCCACUGAAGUCGUCGCCGUCCUACGCAAACGAGGUGCAAGCCAUCUUCUGGAAUCCGUCAGUGUUGGAGGAGCCCCCUCGUCAGGUGGUUUACCCAAAGACGUAGGCAAGAUCGGCGCAGCUCCGGGACAGGGCUACGGUGCGACCGAGGUUUCUUCCAUGGCCACCUCCGUCGUGGGAGAGGAUUACCUCCUUCGACCCAAGACGGCCGGUCUGCCUUGUCCCGUAGUGGAUAUCAAGAUUAUGAACCCUGACACGCUCAAAGAGGUGCCCGUGGGAGAGGCGGGGGAGGUUUGGAUCAGCGGACCGGGGAGGACGAAUGGGUAUUGGAGGAAUGAGAAGGCGACCAAGAAGGCCUUCACCGAGCAUGGGUUUUAUCGAACGUGAGUCAUUUAUGUAUAGGUCCAAUCGGUCGAGUGGAGCUCCUGCUCAUAUGUUCACUAUGAUAGAGGCGACGUCGGCUACCUCGAUCAGGAGGGCUUCCUGUACAUAUCGGACCGUAUCAAGGACAUGGUCGUUCGAGGUGGGGAAAACAUCGCGACCGUCACGAUCGAGGAUGAGCUCUUCAAGGAGGAGAAGGUCAUGGAUUGCGCUGCAUUUGGGGUACCGGAUGACAGGCUCGGGGAAACGGUGGCGUGAGUCCCGACUCCGAUGUCUCCAGAGGCUUGAGGCUUGAGCUCUACUGAUAUCGAAGAGACUCGGAUUUGACAGCGCUGCGGUGGUCGUCAAAGCCGAGUACCGGUCCCAAGUCACCGAACAGCAACUGAUUGAUUUCGUCGCGAAGAAAUUGCCUAAACAUUCCGUACCCGCCAUGAUCGCGUUUUACGAUCAGUUGCCUCGCAACGGUGUGGGCAAGACGGACAAGAAGAUCUUGAGGACCGAAGUGGCCAAGCUUCACGCGGAGAGGAAGAAGGGCAAAAGCAAAUUGUGA
Messenger RNA from Microbotryum saponariae, 2383 nucleotides. The record is from the annotation of a GenBank genome assembly. Lineage: Eukaryota; Fungi; Basidiomycota; Microbotryomycetes; Microbotryales; Microbotryaceae.